Messenger RNA from Staurois parvus, 462 nucleotides. Lineage: Eukaryota; Metazoa; Chordata; Amphibia; Anura; Ranidae. The record is from the annotation of a GenBank genome assembly.
UACACUAUAUUGCCAAAAGUAUUGGGACACCCCUCCAAAUCAAUAAAUUUAGGUGUUCCAAUCACCUCCAUGGCCCUAGGCAUGAUUGCUUCUACAAACAUUUGUGAAAGAAUGGGUCGCUCUCAGGAGCUCAGUGAAUUCAAGCGUGGUACCGUGAUAGGUUGCCACCUGUGCAAUAAGUCCAUCCGUGAAAUUUCCUUGAUACUAACUAUUCCACGGUCAACUGUUAGUGGUAUUAUAACAAAGUGGAAGCAGCUGGAAACAACAGCAACUCAGUCAUGAAGUAAAAUGACAGGGGGGGGCUGGUGCAUGCUGAAGUUCACAGUGCACAGAAGUCGCCAACUGUCUGUAGAGCCAGUAGCUAAAGACCUCCAAACUUUGUGUGGCCUUCAGAUUAGCACAACAGUGCAUAGAGAGCUUCAUGGAAUGGGUUUCCAUGACCGAGCAGCUUCAUCCAAGCCU